AUGACUGCUGUGGCAUCUCCACCUAGUGUGCAAUCGGGGUCUCGCUUGGGAUGGUAUAGCACUGGCAACGGAGGACAAGGAGCUCUGUCUUCGGUGAAUGCAGAUGAAGUAUCCCGGAUGCUCAUGCCACGGAAACACGUUCAGCGCUCAAACUCUUCCUCCUCGCUUGUGUCAAACUCCUCGACCUCCUCUACUUCUACGGCCACUGUGACCAACAUUUCGCAAGAUACCCAUGCUGGACAGAGUUCAAGCUCCGAAGCGAACACCUGGUCUAAAAAGAAGGCUACCAGAAACCCUUGGCCAAGUUCUAAGGCUGAGCCAGUCGCUGGAGUAACAAACACACGAUCCCAAGCCGUUCCUGCAUUCUUAUCGGGGCCUACUGCCUCAUCGACCAUGUCCGCCAUGCAUCAACCUUCGAAUAUAGUGCCAUCACAGCAUAUGGUCCAGUCAUCUCAGCAAAAUGGUGUCCGGCAAAUCAACGGACAAUCUGCGGAACCACCCGCUAUUCUUGCCCUUACGCCUAUAAAUGGCACUUUUGAGAAGAAACAAAUCAAUGUACCUUUCUAUCCUGAAGUCCUACGCAUUGGUCGCCAGACAAACGCAAAGACCGUGCCUACCCCUGUGAAUGGGUUUUUCGAUUCCAAAGUUCUAUCUCGCCAGCAUGCUGAAGUUUGGGCUGAUAAGAGUGGGAAGAUUUGGAUUCGCGAUGUCAAAUCAUCGAAUGGUACCUUUGUUAAUGGCUCAAGACUUUCGGCUGAGAAUCGCGAAUCCGAACCCCAUGAACUCCGAGAAAACGAUACCUUAGAGCUGGGAAUCGAUAUCGUCAGCGAGGAUCAAAACACCAUUGUGCAUCACAAGGUGUCUGCUAAGGUUGAGCAUGCUGGUCUCUAUGGAACUACCCCUAAUAUCCUUGACCUCAAUUUUGGGGACCUAGACCCUGCAUCUGGUGGGGGUCUUCUCCCUUCACCUCUCAGCCAACCGCUCUCCCAUUUGCGAGCCCGAUCUGGUAGUAAUAUCAGUAACCGCAGCAUCCAAAGCAAUGCCAGCAAUCAUCUCAACGCGAUGCAGCAGCAAAGACAGAUGAACUACUGGAACUCUCCGAUCUCCGUUGAACAAGUUGUUAAGAGACUUACUGGCGAGCUGAAACAGGCCAAACAGCAGUCUCAGGACCUUCGACAAACCGAUGAUUUCCUGACAGCUAUCAUGAAGCCUGGCUAUGCCGAGAAGGAGAAGGCCCUGAAGCCGUCUCCUUUAGAGAGCAGUGGUGGCCCCCGACAACUCAACGGUCGACCAAAGAUGCCUCGGCCGUUGCCAGAAAAGCCGGAUGCCUUUUCUCCCCUGAAGCGUAGCGAUACAGAUAAGCCAAAGUCGGCUACGACAAGUUCUCCGGUCUCGCGCGACUCAAGUCAGAUUCUUUCUCUCAUCGAGGCGCUUUCAAUGGCUAAGCGAGACCUUGAAACCCAAGGGACUCGCGUCAAAGAGCUAGAGGAUCUCCUUCGUCAAGAGAAAGCCGCGCGUGAGUCUGCGGAAGAGAAGGUCAAGAUAUUGGAAUUGCGUCCCUCGCCUGAUGACCAGCAAACCAAGGCCGAGAACGCUCUGGAGAAGUCAUUGGAGCAUGAGCCUGAAUCUACAGAGAAGCAUGACGAAAUGGAGGAUCCUAAUCAACAAAAUGGAUCUAUUCUGUCAUCCGAGGUCUCUUCAGCUCCCGAAGCUGAUAAUGCAGAGCCUUCCGCAGAGGUGCACACGGCACAGCUUCAACUUCGUCUUGAGUCCAUGAUGGAGGAGAUGAAAGACAUGAAGAAGCAAAUGGCUUCAUUUAAAGAGCGGGCCGAGAAAGCUGAAGAGGAGAAUGUUGAAUCUCGGAAGUCCCUGGCAGAGAUGAUCGAGGCUCUUCGUCGGGAACGAGCCGAGAAGGCUUCGGCUGCCGUUUCUGAUCAUCAGCCGCAGAGACAUGACCAGGCCUCGGUCAAGAGUCUGCCUGGAUACGUUACUCCAAGUGCAAAUGGUACCGCUGAGCUCAAGUCAGGCGAUUCCCCGUCGUCUCAUUUGGCUUCACUCUCAAAUAACAAAGAGAUGGAAGCUGCAGCCACAGCCAUUGCACAGUACCAGCGACGCCCUUAUCUAGAAGAAGCAAGUCCAUAUGCAUCUAUGCUUGGAGUCGUCCUUCUUGGAGUUGGUUUAAUGGCCUAUCUCAAUGGCUGGCAAAAGAUGGAUAAGUGA
Messenger RNA from Penicillium macrosclerotiorum, 2220 nucleotides. RefSeq lists its product as uncharacterized. Gene Ontology annotation, cellular component: cytoplasm. Gene Ontology annotation, molecular function: protein binding. The coding region runs from base 1 to 2220 and encodes 739 amino acids. Lineage: Eukaryota; Fungi; Ascomycota; Eurotiomycetes; Eurotiales; Aspergillaceae. The transcript has 3 exons. The record is from RefSeq and is a predicted model, not a curated record.